Oncorhynchus tshawytscha (Chinook salmon) is the source of this 3653-nucleotide messenger RNA. RefSeq names its product multiple PDZ domain protein-like. Bases 108 to 3653 code for a protein of 1181 amino acids. The transcript is spliced from 19 exons. The record is from RefSeq and is a predicted model, not a curated record. NCBI's taxonomy places the organism in Eukaryota, Metazoa, Chordata, Actinopteri, Salmoniformes, Salmonidae. Gene Ontology annotation, molecular function: protein binding.
GAGGGGUGGGCCAGUCCUCUUCUGGCUGUGCUGGGUAGAGAUUAUAAUGAUGAUGAAUAUGUCAAGUCAUGUUGCAGGUAUCCGAUGUUGACCGGUGACAGGCACACAUGAACACUCUCAACCAUCUAGUGAAGACCUACAUCCAAGCAAAGAUGGACGCUAUGGAUACACAGCGGGCCUUGGAGGCUGUGGAGAGACUCCAGGCCAAGCUGAAGGACAGAGGAGAGGCUCCUACAGAGGAGAAACUAUCACUACUGAAGACCGUUCUACAGAGCCCUCUGUUCCUUCAGAUAUUAACCAUGCAACAGACACAGCUACAGCUGCCAGAGGAGAAGAAGUCAGUACCGAAGUCUGUUUCCCUCAACACGGGUCUCUCCACAGCCAUGUCUCUGGGCCUGAGGACCAUCUCCCAUAGCGACUCCUAUACCUGGGCCCAGAACAACAGCAGCAGCAGUAGUGGAGGUGGUGGAGGAGGAGGAGGAGGAGGAGGAGGAGAUAGCCCCCCUGCUAAACCCUUCCUACCUCUGCAGAACUACGGAGGCAGUCUCAAUGCUCUCAACACAAACACAGAAAGCAACGCCGUGACCAAUAAGAUACAGUGUAUGACUCAGUUAUGUACGCCUCCACGAAUCUCCAGGACCUUAUCGAUGGGAAGGAACCUGUCGUAUAUCGCCAACGAGAAGCGUCACAUAGAGUUGAUAGAGCUGGAGAACGAUGGGAAGGGGCUGGGCUUCGGCAUUGUAGGGGGUCGAUCCUCUGGAGUCCUGGUCAAAACCGUCCUACCAAGUGGCCCUGCUGGACUGGACAAGCGUCUGCGCAGCGGGGACCACAUCCUGCGUAUCGGGGACACAGACCUGGCGGGCAUGGGCAACGAGGAAGUGGCUCACGUUCUCCGCAACGCAGGGUCAAGGGUCAAACUGCUGAUUGCUAGGGACGUCGCGGUCUCCACGGGAACCAAUGACCUCUCCCUCUCGUCGCCCCCACUCCCUCUCCUCGCCCAGCAACAACAGAGGGUGGCCAGGAUGGGCAAACAGCUGUGUGAUGUGGAGGAGGACUCUGAGUACAGUGUCCAGUUCAGUAAGAACAACAGGGGCCUGGGAUUCACUGUCACCAGCUCCAUAGGGGAGCAGAACUCUGGGGUGCAGGUGAAGAGCAUUGUGAAGGGCAGCGCUGUGGACCAAGCCAGUCAGAUACACAUCGGAGACAAGAUCUUAGCUGUGGAUGGUGUCAGCUUGCAGGGCUGCAGUGAGCAGAGAGCCCUGGAGGUCCUCAGGAAGACAGGCCAGAUAGUCAGACUGAGGCUGAUGAGGAGGGCCUCUAGGAUGGGUAAAACCAUGAAGUAUCCCCCUCCUCCCCUGGAGCCCUACGUCGUCACCCGUACAGAGACAGGGAAACAUGACAAGACAGACCAGACUGGUGUCAUCAACAGAGGAAAACAAAUGUCUCUGCGUGAGAUGUCCAGAAGAGCCAGUAUGAUGUACUCUGAACAACGACUAGACGCCAGAACCGGAGUGAAGCUGACGGCAGCAGAGGAAGAGGAGUUGAAGAACAGGUGGCAGGCUGCUCUGGGACCCAGAUAUCAAGUGGUUGUGUGUCAGCUGGAGAGGUUCAGUGAGACCAGUGGUCUAGGCAUCAGCAUGGAGGCCAGGGCAGGACACCACUACCUGUGCUCCGUCUUACCUGAGGGGCCCGUCGGACAGAGCAGGAAGAUACACCCUGGAGACCAGAUACUGGAGGCGAAUGGUAUCCCUCUGAUAGGAGAGACUCACAGAGAGGUGAUCAGCGUUCUGAGAGAGCUGCCUCUGUGUGUUUGUAUGGUGUGCUGCCGCGUCGUGCACCCACAGCUACGGGACAGUGACCACGAUGAUGCUGAUGAUGAAGAUGUACAGCUCCCCUCAAAGAGCUACUGGCUGAGUUCAAUAUCCCAGUAUGACCAGCCCUGCUGUCUACUUCCUGGUUGUAACAACAUGGAUUGUGGGAGUCGUGGUUUUAAUAAGCCUGUGUCUCCUCCUCUGGCCAUGUGGGAGAGAGACAGUCAGGUGAUAGAGCUGGUGAAGGGAGAGGAAGGCCUGGGAUUCAGCAUCCUAGACUACCAGGACCCAGAGGACGACUCUAAGACUGUCCUGGUGAUCCGCUCCCUGGUCCCCGGUGGCGUGGCCGACUCAGACGGACGCCUGCUGCCCGGUGACCGGCUCAUGUCCGUCAACGACGUGGACCUGGUCCGGUCGACGCUGGAGCGAGCCGUGCACGUCCUCAAAACCACCGGCUACGGGGUCGUGCGCAUCGGCGUCGCCAAACCGCUGCCGAUCGAGUGUUGUGUCCUGGAGUCCAUCCCAGAGUCGUCGAGAGACGAGACCCAGUCGUUAUCGAGAGAUGAGAAGGAUACUCUCUACUCAGCUGGGAUGCUAGCCUCCUCCACACAGCAGGCGCAUGCUAACAGCUACGGCUCACAGCAGAGGAACAGCCAACCGUGCUCCACACUGAAGGACGAGAAAUCUCCGCGUCAUUGUUCCAGCGGCAACAUGGAGGACGGCGAUAAGCUCCUGGCCCCGCCCCCUUCUUUCGGCAGCCAUUUUGAGAGGACAAUCGCUGUUGUCAGGGGCAACCGUAGCCUUGGCCUGACAGUGAGUGCUAUGAAGGAUGGCUCAGGGAUGUUGAUCCGGUCAGUGGUCCGUGGAGGGUCUGUCUGUCAGGACGGGAGGCUGGGAGUCGGGGACACUAUCCUGGCUGUUAACGGAGAACCCACCACCAACCUGACCAACGCUAUGUGCAGAGCCAUGCUGAGGAGACACUCUGUUAUAGGUUCAGAUAUGAGUGUGACAUUCAUCCCCUCGUUUCUGGUAGAGGAGCACCGUGCCUCCAUGGCCCAGCAGCCUCUGUCAUCCAUCAUGGUGGACGGCCCCUCACUCUGCCCCUUGACACCCUCCCCUACCCCUCCUGGAGGUCCAACCCCUUCUCCUACCCCUCCUGGAGGUCUAACCCCUUCCCCUACCCCCCCUGGAGGUCUAACCCCUUCCCCUACCCCUCCUGGAGGUCCAACCCCUUCCCCUACCCCUCCUGGAGGUCUAACCCCUUCCCCUACCCCUCCUGGAGGUUUAACCCCUUCCCCUACCCCUCCUGGAGGUCUAACCUCUUCCCCUACCCCCUGGAGGUCCAACCCCUUCCCCUACACCUCCUGGAGCCCCAGAUACAGCCUCAACAGUCCCAGCUCGAGGUCCAGCUACAGCCCCAAGGCCUCAAGGCCCUUCUCUACCCAGACCUGUAGUAUCAGCUACAAGUACAGCUCCAGCCUCAACGCCAACCAAAGGCCCACCCAGACCCCACCCCCAGACAAGAGCUCUAGCCUCCACUCUAACUCCAACCCUAACCUCCACUCUAACUCCAACCAUAACCUCAAGCCUUACCUCAGCUCUAGCAUCAACCCUAACUCCAACCCUAACCUCAACCCUUACUCCAACCCUAACCUCAAGCCUUACCUCAGCUCUAGCCUCAACUCUAACUCCAACCCUAACCUCAAGCCUUACCUCAGCUCUAGCCUCAACCCUUACUCCAACCCUAACCUCAAGCCUUACCUCAGCUCUAGCCUCAACCCUUACUCCAACCCUAACCUCAAGCCUUACCUCUGUCUAGCCUCAGCCCAGCUCCAAUCCUAA